ACAGAAUGUGUAACUUUGAAUCAGGCACUGAAUGUGAUUGGAGCCAAGAUUCUGAAGAUGACUUGGAUUGGGUGUGGCUUGAUGGUUUCCAAGGGGAUGCAGUGGGCGGUCCUGACUAUGACCACACCUACUUCAAUCCAACAGGUCAUUACUUCUUCCUGGAUUCUGGGGAAAAUGACGUGAAUAAGAAGGCUUUGUUGGAUAGUGUGGUAUACUCUAAACCUCAAAAUACAGGAGAUUGCCAGCUUCGUUUCUGGGCAUUUAUGAACGGAGCCAAUGUAAAUCGCCUGAGUGUUCUGACCCAAGUAUCAACCCAUGAUGACCCAGUAAGGUCUUGGACCAAGACAACAGCUACGGGUGAAGAGUGGAUCAAAUACAUUGUUCCAAUGGACACUGGAUACAAAUUCAAGGUAUACUUCGAAGGGAUCGCUGGUGGUCUUGAUGACGCAAUAGCACUUGAUGACAUCACAAUGACUCCUGGAUGUAUCAAAGAUCCUGAUCAAACAUUACCUGAUUCCGUCACGCCUACAGAUGCUCCACAUUGUAAUACUGGUGAAAGGGCAUGCAGGGAUGGUACUUGCAUCGCUUCUGAGAAGUUCUGCAACUUCAUCUAUGAUUGUGAUGACGUCUCUGAUGAACUUGAUUGCCCAUCUGUUUGUGACUUCGAGAAUGAUCUUUGUAUGUGGACCCAAGGAGUGAAUGAUAACUUUGAUUGGUCAAGAUUCAACAACUCUGAGGAAUCAAGCUUUGCUGGACCAAUCUCUGACCAUUCACGUGGUAGUCCAAUGGGUAUCUACUACUUUGUUGAUGGUCUGACAAGCACAAGGAAUCAUCAUGCAACCUUGAUCAGCCCUAAGUUUGGUCAGGCAGGAACUAACUGCAUAGCAUCUGUGUGGUACUACAUAUACGGUGCUUCAUAUGGUAACCUGGAGAUCAAAAGAAGACUAGCUGGCGAGGAUAGGACCUUGAUGGUCAUUAACGAGGGUAAUAUGGUCAGCGAGCAGUGGACACAGGCCAGGAUAGCUCUUCCGCCAUGCCUUGCAAGCUUCAAUCUUGUCUUAGAUGCUGGUAACCAACAGACCACCCCUACUCCAGGAGGAUUUGCUAUCGAUGAUAUCCGUCUUGAUAACUGUGCCUUUGACGUUUCACCAUCAUUGAUACCAUGCCAGUCUAAUUACUACCAGUGUUCUGUUGAUCACUGUUAUCCGAGAGAUAGUAAGUGUGACCUGACCCUAGACUGCUGUACAGACAAUGGCAUGGGAAAUGAUGAAACUAACUGUGCUUCUUACAAGCAAUGUGACUUUGAGGAUGGUCUGUGUGAUGUCUGGAGUCUGAUGCCAGAAAAUGAUUUUGAUUGGUCACGAGUGCAAGGACAGGAUAUGACGCAAUUGACCUUUGACCACACCUUAGAUUCAGGCGAUGGAUCUUUCCUGUAUAUGGACCCUACCAACCAAGCAAGUAGUGGUGAAAAAACACAGCUCGGAAGCUUUAUUAUACAGCCUGCUAAUAACAACUGUAAGAUGCGUUUUUACUACUACAUGAGUGGCAGCGCCAGUGGAACUUUGAAUGUGUAUACUCGCACGUUGAUAGGAGGCCCUCUAUUGUCGAGAUGGUCAGACUCUGGAGAUCGAGGUUUAAUGUGGAUGAAGCAAGUCAUUACUCUCGACAGUGACGAGAUCUUCCAGGUCAUCUUAGAAGGGGUGAAAGGUGAAGGGUCAUCGGGAGUGUUGGCCAUCGAUGAUACGACCUUUACACCUGACUGCAGAGCAUCAUCAGGCAGUCUACCCAGUAGUACAACUAGACCACCAACUACAACUGUUCCCCCUACUACUAAACGAAGAACAGAAGCACCAAUAACCACAUCAGGGCAAAUAGAAAUAACAACAGAAGAGCCAGAGGCUUCCGAUGAACCACCAGAAGACAAUACUGCAUUAAUCAUCGGUCUGUCUGUGACCUUUGGCCUACUGUUCCUCAUUAUAGUGAUAAUAUCACUUCUCUACUGGCGAAAGGGAAGAAGAGGGAAAGAGGACCUAGCAAGCCUACACACUGGUAUGGAAACAACUGGAUAUGAUAAAGAUUUUGGUAACAUGAAUUUUGCAUUACAAGAGGUUGAUACAAGCAUGUUUGGGGAAUUUCCAGAUGACUCAAUGCCUUCCGGUGCAGGAAUUGAUAACCCAAUGUAUUCAUCGCCUUCAACCUUACCAAUAGACGAAAACAGUGAGGCCUGAUAAUGAAGAGCGCCAUCUCAUGUCAAGAUGUAGCCAUUCUUUAGUAUUUAACAUUAGAUUCUUUUACUAGGUUCAAACAAGAAAAAUGUAUUUACAUUAUUAAGCUUCUACAUUCCAUUAUCAUAUGGGUUGAUUAAUUUGAUAUUGAUUUGGUGGAAGCCUCUUUAUCUUUAUUCGAAACAGCUAGCUAUAAAAAAAUAUCAAAUACAUUCCACAUAUAGCCUGUUUUAGUGAAUAGUUGAAUAGUUUUGUGAACGGCCAUUAUAUGACUUGUGUAGAAUCCAUAUCAGCAUCUGUCGCACAUUUAUUUCGUAUUUUCCAAUAAAUGUGUA
Messenger RNA from Lytechinus variegatus (green sea urchin), 2560 nucleotides. Its product is annotated as MAM and LDL-receptor class A domain-containing protein 1-like. The coding region runs from base 6 to 2228 and encodes 740 amino acids. The transcript has 17 exons. Gene Ontology annotation, molecular function: protein binding. NCBI's taxonomy places the organism in Eukaryota, Metazoa, Echinodermata, Echinoidea, Temnopleuroida, Toxopneustidae. The record is from RefSeq and is a predicted model, not a curated record. Gene Ontology annotation, cellular component: membrane.